ACCAAUGAGCUGAGGUCGACAGAGGUGUUGGCACGGCACCCUGGAUAGAGUGCCUUGAACGGGUGACAGAUAGUGGUGGUGGUGGGGGUCUCUCACUGUCCCACCAGCCCCUGCUGUCAGCUAGGGGGGAGGGCUAUACCACGUGACAGAAUUGUUGGAAAGCGACGCCUUCAAGCUCCGACAGUCGGGAGUUUGACUUGCCAGGAAUGUGCCGAGGCAGCAGCAGCAUGCAGCUCCUCUUUAGACUCGCAGGAUCAGUAGCAGGGACACCUGACACCCGGCUCUGAAUCCUGUUGAGCUUCCUGCCCUGCAGCCCCGUCCUCCGCCCAGACCAUCUUUAGACAAAAUCCAGACCUUGUACAGGAGGGUCAUCUCCGCAUGCAGCCCCUGCCUUAUAUGCAGAGAAGCUCACCUAUCAGGGUGUAGGUUAAAAGCACAAAGGGGUGUGCGUCUGCAGGCGAGUCCACAUUAUCCUACACCACCUCAGUGAUCUAUUGUGUGGCCUAUGAUUAACCACUACAGGCUGCAGGUACAUUUGGCCUACAAGAGGAACAUUUUGGAGACACAAGUGGUCAAUUACAGCAUCAGAGCGUAAUGCAGACCUCUCCCGGGGGCUCCAUACUCUUUCAGGGGAAGCUCAUAUGGAAGAGAAGACAUAUUACACCUGUUACACCAAAUAAGCUAUCAGAAGACGUCACAUAUAACAAGUACAGAUAGUUUAGAGACACUGUUAGUUUAGAGUUUCUGGGAGAUGCACUAUUUCCCCUUAUACAGAAACUAGGACAGAAAUAUUUACUAAAACCAAGGGGGUUAUGUUUUCAUCUGCACUUGUUUGUUAGUUAGCAGGAUUGCUUGGGGGGAAAAAACUGGAUGAGGAAUGGAUCGCGGAAGAACCAAUCCCAUUUGGGUGUGGCUCUGGAUCAGGAGUUCAGAUACUGGAUUCUUUUAUUUCACUUUCUUUAACAUUUCAACAUUUUCACUGAUUUCCCAGGGAAUUAUUCAUUGAUCUUGAUGGGAGGGGGGGGGGGGGUAAAAAAUCAGGCCCAUUACGGGAAGUGAGUGUGUGCAGUUGUCUGGCAGUUUAAUUGAAUUUAAGGGGACUGUUGGGCCUUGGUGGAGGUAUUUGCUUUACUGAGGAAAUAUGUCAAACAGCAGUAUUAGGCUUUCUCGGCUCAAUUCCUCCGUGGGAUCAAAUUGCUUAAUUAUGGAACCAUCCAGGAAUUGAGCAAAACCUAAGCAAGUAAAUUAAGAGAGAAGAAAGGGGCAACUUUUUCCUAGUUUUGCGUGAGGGGAGGCCCACUGUCUCUGAAGCCUGAGCAAUAAAUUCAACCAUUGUGUGUAUUGAUCCAGAGCUUGAAUCAGUCGAAACACAAUGAACUAAUCUGUUUUAUUAAGCCCAUUCUCCCUCUGAUGGAAAUCACUAUCAGCCCUGACUGCAUUUCUGACGUCCCGGCCCCGGGCCACCUGUUGCAGGCAGGGUGUGCGCGUGUGUGGCUUUUUAAAAACGUCUUGGGGUGGGCGGGGCUUCGUACUGUGCGUGUACGUGUGUGCGUGUGUUGUGAUUACAGCAGCACCGUGGACGGCCAUCUGUUCCGCUCCUCUUCUGUGAAACCCGACUCUCCGGUGUGAGUAUAUUUACCGGACACUAAAUUAGCCUCAUGCAGCAGCAGCAGCAGCAGCAGCCCUGAAUAUCCGAUGAGCUGUUUGUCCACAGACGAUCUAUCGUCACCGCGAUUUAACGUUCUUACCGAACUGCGUUUGAGAGACACGGACACAAACAGGCGAUUGUCAGCCCUCCAUGUUACCUGAUGAUUAACAUCUGUAUCUACUGAUAACAUGACGAGGUGAUGUGCGACAACAGAUGGAUGAUUCAACUCAGUGGUUGUGUUAUACUGUAAUUAGCUCGUAUGAUAUAAUACAAAAUGGCGAUUUAAUGCCAUCUCGUUGUUAAAUCUCGGAGGUGAACCAGCUUGUUUGAAGUUAAUGCGUGAGGACGCUGUGGAUUAUUAUAAAAGCUGCAGUGUUUUCAGACACUGACAUUUAAUUUGUAGGUUUCUUCAGUCGCAGAUCGCAGCAGCCUAUCACAGCGGGAGAUGGCUUCUGCGUCAUCACGUUCAGGAUGUUAUCGCUGCCAGCGCAGUAACGCUCGAUGAACUUCACAGCCAGAGGACAUUUUACAAUAAAACACAUUUUAAUGUCACUGAUGAAGAGAUCGUGUUUAUUCAAACUAAGUGUUUCAUCUUUUAUCUGCAGCCCACAGAGGAGACGCCUCCCCGGAAGAAGAUCAAAGAGUUUAGAAGAUGGUGACCAAGAGGAUACGCUCGGAGUACAUGAAGAAAUUCAAAGACCCCAAAUGGGAGACCUACACCAAGUGUUAUGAGGAGAUGCUGAAGUACAGGCUGGCACGCCGGCUGCUGGAGCAAACACACAACCCCUGGUUCUGGAGCGGCUCAGACAGUGAUUCAGACUCAGCUGGAAGAACUCCUCCCCCUCCUCCCAAUAAAAACCAGGUACAGGAUGAAACCGUCAGGGCUGGGACGGAGGCCGAGCUGGAGGAGUGUCAGGGGGCGAGGACGGACAAACAGCCGGAGCUGCAAGCCAGCACUGCAGGGCCUGUACCCAGACUUCACAUUCAGGAGCAGGAAAAUGGAGGCUCCCAGCUUGAUGGUGUCAAACUGACGAGAGUACCAGAGGAGGAGAGGGAGGAGCAGAGAGCCAGAGGCAGUAAACAGUUACCAGUUUCCCACAGAGUGCGAGACCAAGAGGCUGGACAGCACCGAACGCAGCAGAGUAAACCUCCCAAAUCCUCAAAACAAACUUGGACCUCCCAUCGUGUCAGACCUGCACCAUCACGGCUGCCCAAGGAGGAGAGUAAGGGCAGCAGACACUCUUUCGCUCUGUACGCUUCUGGAGAGAAGCAUGCAGACAUCGGGGCCAGGAAGACGCACAACGUCGGCCCUACGGCUUCGACAACUGAGAUCCACGAGUCGGCUCUACGCGCUAAGACCCGGCGGGAGGUGGAGCGUCAGAUCCAGACCCACAGAGCUGAGCGCCGGAGAGCCAAGUCUGUCGAGCUGGACAAGCCCAGGAAGGUGGUUCAACCCGAGUUCAACCCCUGGCUCACUGAGUACAUGCGCUGCUUCUCUGCUCGCUCACAAUAGGACAAACACAGACGCACACACACACACACUCACUGCAGACAUAUGUAAGUCAGGAUGAUUCCAGACAAAAAAGAAAGUGAAGCCAUUAUUGCCUAUCAUCUCUGAGGUCUGAGUACACACUAUUGUAGAAUAGAGCAUUGAGUCACACAAAGGCUUCUGAAUGUGCAUCACUCUGACAUUCAUCAUGUAAACAGAAAGAGCUGGAACAUUGAAUUUCACAGUGUGGCUUUUUAGACUAUGAGUGUCUAUCGAUCCAUCUGUAAAUCAAUCUAGAAACAUCUGACAGGGUAGUUCAGGCUCUUGAAAGAAAUCAUUUUAAAGAUGAUGUAUAGUUAAGAAUGUGUCAACAGGUAUUUAGAUGAGACAGAGCAUACAUGCAAAUAGAUAUUUGCAGCCAUACUUCAAUGCAGUCCCUUUAAACAAAUACGUUAUACAUGGAUAUCAGUCUGUUGUGGUCUCACAUAGAGGGAGUGAAGGCACAGUGUGUGAAUAGAUUCAGUGAUUAGCUUUCUUUAAAAUGAGACAAAAUGGGAACAUCAGGGUUGUAUGAUACGGGACAUAUUGUGUACGCAUGUAAACAAAGUCAAACACACUAGAACAAAAGUUGGCAUUCCAAAAUAUUUAGCGACACACAUUUAGAUGGUUUAAUCAAUCACCGUGUGUGCUGAGCAGUAUGUUGGUUGACAUACAUAGAUAUGUCUGUUUUAAAGGUUUUAUAGUCUUCAGAUCACUUAAUGCUGAAGACUUAUAGAUUUAUCUGUUUGUGUAACAGUUGAUUGGUCUUUUCCCACUUGAUAGAUUGUACACCUCAGAUACUGCGUUGUGUGAUAAAUACAUUUCAAAUA
Hippoglossus stenolepis (Pacific halibut) is the source of this 4006-nucleotide messenger RNA. RefSeq names its product centriole, cilia and spindle-associated protein b (gene ccsapb). Gene Ontology annotation, cellular component: spindle; centriole; cytoskeleton. The transcript has 5 exons. The record is from RefSeq and is a predicted model, not a curated record. NCBI's taxonomy places the organism in Eukaryota, Metazoa, Chordata, Actinopteri, Pleuronectiformes, Pleuronectidae. The coding region runs from base 2301 to 3161 and encodes 286 amino acids. Gene Ontology annotation, molecular function: microtubule binding. Gene Ontology annotation, biological process: regulation of mitotic spindle assembly.